UCUGAGCCCCGGAGAUCGUCACCGCCAACGUGGGUACCUGCGACCCGCAGCCAUGCUGAAACAGAUCCUAUCGGAGAUGUACAUCGACCCCGAGCUGCUGGCGGAGCUCAGCGAGGAGCAGAAGCAGAUCCUGUUCUUCAAGAUGAGGCAGGAGCAGAUCAGGCGCUGGGAGGAAAGAGAAGCGGCCGCCAACAAAGCUCCAGCCGAGAAGCCACCACCGAGAAAAGGCAGCGGGAAGUCGGUGACGUGGAAACUGGGCGCCGACAACGACGUCUGGGUCUGGGUGAUGGGCGAGCAUCCUUCAGACAAACCCUACGCGGCCAUCUGCGAAGAGAUCCAGGCGGAAAGGGCGAAGCGGCUGGCGAGGGAGCGCGGCCAGGAGGGCAGAGAGAUCGACUCUUCCGUAACACGGUCGCUACAACCAGGAGUCCUGGGUGAGACGGAUCUUCAUGGUAAUAAAAGCAGCACCGUGGAGGAAAAGAAGGAAAAGGGGAGAAAAAACACUGCUGCUACCACAGGGAAACCCCAGGAGCUCCCAAAGAGGGAAGCCAGGGAUGUCCACCAGAUGCUGGCUGACUGUCACCUGAGGAAGCACGGCAUCCAGCAGGUGAAGGAGGCAGAGAGGAGAAAUGCAGCAGAAGAGCCCCCGGCCCCCCAGGAGCCGCCGCAGAGCCAGCCCAGCGCCGGGAGCCGCAGCACGCCGCAGAAACCGGACGAGAGCGAGCCCGAGUGGCAGGAAUCCCUGCGGAGAUCCAAGGCGGCGGACGAGAAGAGACGGUCCCUCGCACGGCAAGCCCGGGACGACUACCGGCGGCUGUCGCUGCAGGGCAUCCACCGCGGGAAGCCGGCAGAGACCCCCCGCGCCGGCACCGCGGGGGACCGGCGACCGCUCCUGUACCCGCCUCUCCCCCCGAAACCUAAAGUUCUACCCCCUGCCAUGGCCAACGGGAGAGCGAUCAGAAAAGAGGGAAUCCAGAGGACCAUCUCCAAUUCCACCGAAGAAAGCAUCAUCAGGUGGUUCAAAGAGGAGCAAUUCCCGCUCCGAGCUGGCUACCAGAAAAGCACGGACACAAUAGCACCUUGGUUCCACGGUAUCCUCACCUCGAAGAAAGCAGAGGAGCUGCUGAACAGAACAGCGCCGGGGAGUUUUCUGGUGCGGGUCAGUGAGAAAAUCAAAGGCUAUGUGCUCUCCUACCGGUCCGGGGAGGGGUGCAAACACUUCCUCAUCGACGCCUCCAGCGACUCCUACAGCUUCCUUGGGGUGGACCAGCUGCAGCACUCAACGCUGGCCGACCUCGUGGACUACCAUAAGGUCGAACCCAUCACUUCCUUGGGGAAGGAGCUGCUGCUUUACCCGUGCGGCCAAGAGGACCAAGAGCCAGAUUACAUGUCUCUCUUUGAGUGAGCGCCCCCGUCUCGCCGUGCAGCCCCGUGCCCGCGUUCACAAAGACUGAGCUUCGAAGCAGAGCUGCUGACGUCUACCUGAAACAGCUGCCGUAAGGGCCUCUGUUACAUCCUUCACAGCCAAACGGCAGGGGGACGAGCCCCCUCGUGGGCUUGUCGGAUCAACCAAAUUAAGCCUGGCGAGCAAAGCACCAGGAUGCGUCGCAGAGGUCGGAAGAAGCAAUUCACUGAACAGGGAGAUGCUGCCUUGUAUUGUCUGUGGGGUUCUGCAGAUUUGCUGGGGGACUUGUGUGUUCGAGCUGCCUUUUGUUCUCGAACGCGAAGCUGUGUGCCAUCUGGGAAACAUCAGUAUCCGCAGAACAGAGAUCGCACCUUCCCGACGGCACAAAACAACUCAGAGGUGAAUCGCUCUUGAUAGAGUCAUUUGUAUCAUGUGAAGCUUAAUCCUGUAAAAUGCUGUACCCUCGGAGCCAAGGAUGUUCCAGCCAAACAUCCGAGCAACCCCUUGGUGCCUUCCAGGGAAAGGUGUUCUGUGUGAAGAGGGAUUUGCAUGGAAAGUGCCUUUUUCUUUCACCCCAAGUCCUUUAACUCCUGAAUAUAGAUCCUCACUCUUUUAACCUUUGUUUAAAUCCCACACUGGCCUUUCUGCACAGAGAGGGAUUCAUGUUUUGAAAGGGAGGGGGGCAGGGAUAUGGGAACUUGUUUGAAAGACUUUAAAACAUGCACAAAGCCUAAAGCAAUGUAAAAAGCAGCACCUGUACCAGUAUUAGGACAGUUUCCAGAAGAGUGUUUGCCAGUAAAGAACACUAUUUUCCAAAA
Messenger RNA from Columba livia (rock pigeon), 2223 nucleotides. It is a transcript of the gene SH2D4A, whose product is annotated as SH2 domain containing 4A. Lineage: Eukaryota; Metazoa; Chordata; Aves; Columbiformes; Columbidae. The transcript has 9 exons. Gene Ontology annotation, cellular component: cytoplasm. The record is from RefSeq and is a predicted model, not a curated record. The coding region runs from base 53 to 1405 and encodes 450 amino acids. Gene Ontology annotation, molecular function: phosphatase binding.